GCGGAGCGCCCAGACGUUUCCCUGACGAGUCGACACGCGCCUCUGAACCUCUCCGCCGCCGUGUGCCAACUUUCACGCUGAGCGGUGCGGUAAAAAGGCGGCCAACAACAACCCUCUGUACAACCACUCUCUCAAGCGUCAAGCUUCAGACACCCGAAGCCUCAACGCUAAGAUAUGGUCCGCCAGCUCUCCGCCCGAGCCCAAGUCAUCGUGGCCGCCGCCGCGACGUGCGGCGUGGCAGUGCUCGCGGCAGCUUUAACGCUCAUGCCGUCGCCGGCCGCCGCGAAGGCGAGGAGCAAGCGACCGAAGCGAAAACGCAAGAAGAACGACAAGAACGACAGCCUCUCGAGCCGCGGCUCCAGACUUACAAGACCCGCGCUCCCGUACAUGGGCGGCGUCCUCGAGGGCUUCGCCGAGCCUUAUGAUGCGACGACGGGCAAGGGCGUGAUUUUGCUGGCCGUCGCGGAGAACAAGCUCUGCUGGCCGCGCCUGAAGCCGCGCGUCGAGGCCGCCCUCAAACAGAUUCCCGACUGGACGGCGAACUACGGCCCCAUGGACGGCUGCGCGCAGUUGAAAGCCGCGCUGGCGCGGUUCUUGGAUCGGCGCAUUAUCAGGGACGAACGGCCGCGCGUCGUGAGUGACCACGUCUCCUGUGCGGCGGGCGCCGCGGCCUGCCUGAACAACUUGUUUCUAUCGAUCUGCGAGGCGGGCGAUUCUGUACUAAUACCGGCGCCCUACUACGCCGCGUUCGACGCUGAUUUAGGAGCGAUCUGCGCCCUGAAAAGAAUUCCAGUUCGAUUAAGACAGGGCGACUUCGCGCUGACACGGAGUGCCCUCGACGCGGCGUACGCGGCGAGCGGUCAAACGGCAAAGGCCCUCCUGCUCACGAACCCGCACAACCCGACGGGCCGCUGCUUGACGGAAGACGAACUGAGACUCGCCGUCGGCUGGUGCGAGUCGAAGAAGAUGCACCUCGUCUCGGACGAGGUCUACGCGUUGUCCCUCCUGAAAGGGGACGCGUUCGUCUCGCUUGGACGAAUAACCAAGGGCGCCUUGGGCGAUCGACGUCAUGUGGUCUGGGGCCUGUCCAAGGACUUCGGGAUGAGCGGGCUGCGGUUUGGGUGUGUGUGGACGCAGAACGACCGGUUACGACAAGCGUUGGGCACGGCGGCCAUGUUCGGCUGCGUGCCGGGCGUCUGCCAAGCGAUGGUCACGGAGCUAUUGUCGGACGACGCGUUCUGCGACGAUUACUUACGAGCAAAUACCGUAGCGUUACGGUUGUCGUGUGCGGCGUGCACCGCGAUGAUGGAUUCGCUCUCGUUACCUUACUACGUGCCGGACGCGGGCAUGUUCCUUUGGUGCGAUUUAAGCUCACUCUUAGACGAGAAGUCGUGGGCCGCGGAAGCUCGAUUGUACGAUCAGUUGCGGACGGAGAUCCGCGUGGUCCUGACGCCGGGCGAGGCGCAGCACGCAGUAUCUCCGGGCUGGUUCCGCAUCUGCUACGCGUUCGUGGGCCGCGACGUUCUAGAUGCGGCCCUAUCCAAGUUUCAGGCCUGGGUCGAAAAAAAGCGCCAGCGCGCUUGAGCACCUCUCUCGUGCGAGGCUGGCGCUGACGCCGUCGACGUCGACGCGUGUGCGUAUGUGUGUCCGCCGUACACGCCGGCGCCAUCGCAUUCGUGCUCUCGCGGCUUUGAAAUUCGUAGUAGUAGUGUAUAUAAUGAUUUUCAACAUU
Messenger RNA from Pelagomonas calceolata, 1732 nucleotides. The record is from the annotation of a GenBank genome assembly. Lineage: Eukaryota; Pelagophyceae; Pelagomonadales; Pelagomonadaceae.